GGAUCUGCGGAAUUUUAAGGAAAGUUAAGAUCUGGGUUGAAUGGCGGUGGAUUGCGAUUAUCAUCACGAUGAAAUCACCAAUCAACACAGAUCGGGUGAUAUCAAUUUACAGAGAUACGGGAUAGCGGAGGAUUAUUAUUGGAAUGAGAAUAUGGAAAAUUGGAAACGGUAUAACAAGAUGAGAAGAAUACAAAAGGCGAGUCCAGAAAGAAGGAGGGAGAACAGAAAAGGGAAUGGGGGAUGGACUGAUGGUGCGAAACAUGAGGAGCGAGCUCGUAGUUACAAGGGCGUGGUCAUUAACAGUAAUACGGGCCAACAGAACAGAGAAAGAGACAGUAGAGAGUAUUAUGGGAAGGGUAAGGGUAAAAUGGUGGAGGCAUCAGACUCUAAGUGGGUUAAGGUUCCAGAGCGAGGCACCAGGAGACCUCCUAAUCAAUAUGGAAACUACAGAGGUAAUGGGGAGGGCUCACGGGUUAAAAUACACGUGAGAAGACGUUACAGUUGUGGACUCUGGAGCUCAAGUGGUGUCUACCAGGUCAUAUGCAGCGCAACCAAGAGAGGAUCAGGGUCAGCAAGUUGCACCUCAGGUAACCCGUGAAGAGGGCGAGAUCACGAGGAACGGAGAUGCUGAUGCAACACUACCGUCUGCAGAGUUUCAAAUGGAACUAGCUAAGACGCAGGCGGAAGGGUCGGAGGUGAUCGUGGAGGCUACUGAGGAGGAGAGGGGUCUACUUACAGUGCAAGGAAUGAUGGAGAAACAAUAUGAUACCUUUGAAGAUAUUGAUAUAGAACUAGAUGCUAUUAAUGCGGCUAUGAUGGAGAGUGGCGUCGACUUGGAGAGAGAGGAAGAGUUUCAAACUCUUUCAGAAGAGGAGCUUGAGCAAGCUUCUGAAGCUCAGGCAGAGUAUGCUCACACGCAGGAAGAGGAACAACUGGUGACUGGAGAUUCAAACAUCAACAAGGAAUUGGGACAGGGGAUUUGGCGACGAGGAAAAGUCACCGUAAGAGGUUAUUCAAGCCCACCAGCAGCACUGCGGGAAGUACUAAGAUGAGAAUGGCGUCUGCGCUUGUCUCACCACGAAGGAAAGUUGCAGCUAAGGUUGGGGCUCGUCAUGGAGACAAUACCAAACCACCGGAGAACAAGGGACCUUCAAUUCCGAAGCCGGUUAACUUAAAAUUCUAAGGUUACGGAUCAAACCUCAUUUACAAUGAGAUUACGAAUGAAGGAUUUGGUUUAUGGGGGUGGCGCUUUCAUUAUUUCAAUAAAUUUACUUUUCUUUGAAGGUUUGGUUGGGUUAAUGGGUCUGGGGGCAGUAAUCAUUGUUAUGUUUCUCUCGCUUUUUGUUAAGAAUUGGAAUAAGAUUGGUCUUUUGAGUUCA
This is a messenger RNA of Brassica oleracea var. oleracea, 1379 nucleotides long. RefSeq lists its product as uncharacterized. NCBI's taxonomy places the organism in Eukaryota, Viridiplantae, Streptophyta, Magnoliopsida, Brassicales, Brassicaceae. Bases 41 to 598 code for a protein of 185 amino acids. The record is from RefSeq and is a predicted model, not a curated record. The transcript is spliced from 2 exons.